Messenger RNA from Acipenser ruthenus (sterlet), 3543 nucleotides. It is a transcript of the gene cfap70, whose product is annotated as cilia and flagella associated protein 70. The coding region runs from base 192 to 3437 and encodes 1081 amino acids. The transcript is spliced from 26 exons. Gene Ontology annotation, biological process: cilium assembly; cilium movement. The record is from RefSeq and is a predicted model, not a curated record. Lineage: Eukaryota; Metazoa; Chordata; Actinopteri; Acipenseriformes; Acipenseridae. Gene Ontology annotation, molecular function: protein binding. Gene Ontology annotation, cellular component: extracellular exosome; motile cilium.
AUGAGAAACCAUGGUAACAGGAGUCGCGUUUUUUACAGAAUCCUGCAGCCGGUUCAACCGAAUCACCGAACCGGGUAAACAAACGACGGUUCGGCAGCGUCGGGGGGUAGCCUUUGGAUUUUGACAACAAAAAAAUAUUCCUUUAGUAAUAUCACUCAGUGCGUUCAAAAUAAUUCUGUUAUAUUUUAAAUAUGGAGCCGUGUAUUGCAGUUCGAGAGACAAUGCCGGUGCAGAUCACUGUUCUGCGAGGCACAAACCUGAAAGGCUCAAAAGCAGAAUCCUUGCUGAAUGUCCGGGUCGAGUUCAACACCGCGGUGCUGGGGGACUCCCCAAAGCUUGAGCAGUCUGCAGAACAGGGUGUCGAGUUCAACUUCACCUGCAGGUUCGACUGCUCGGAGGGGCUCAACACGCUCGAUGACCUGGCACACAAACCUGUCAUCUUGACCCUCGUUGAAAUCCUGCCAAAGGAGAAGAAGCAGAAGGAAGAGAAGACGAUUACUUUGGGCCAAGCUGUUGUGGACCUGCUGCCUCUGUUGCAGGGUCAACACACAUUCACAACCACUGUCACCCUGCACCCUGCUCCAGGCUCCCCGACUGAAACCAGCACGACUGAAGGGAGCAAGGUUAAUGUGCUGUGCCCCUCGCAGUCUAUCCUGGAGGUAGCUGUGUCAGUCCCGGACGCCCUGCUGUCAGAUGCUCAGCUCGCGGACUCCAACCUGUUCAGGGUUUCUGUGGAAACGGCGUACUCCGUGCCUGAAGUGUGGAGCACGACGGGGCCGCAGUUCAGCUACAUGGCCUGUCUGCAGGUGCCAGUCUCGCUUGAGAAAGAGCAGCUGCUGUUCUUCCCCAGCGGAGUCCUGAAGACAGGGGGAGAGAGGGAGCCUGUGCCCAGGCCAAAGAAGUGGACGAGCGGGCUGAUCCUGGCACCAGGGGCCCAAUACAUCCCUGCCUCCUUCAUCGAGGAGGGGCCAGCCGAGGGAGAGGACGGGGAGCUGUCCGGCCCUGAGUACAGGGAGUUCCGCGCAGAGGCAGAGAGCACCAAGAAGAGGGUGAGCUGGGAUACCGAGAGACGCUUCUUCAUGGACCCCGCUAGCCAGGCCUGCCUGGUGAAGCGGAUUUCAGAUUGCCGGUACUGGCCAGUGGAGUUCAUGAGGGCUCCCUUGGCGACCACCACCAAGGGGAAGGCAGCCAAGGGUGACGAGGAUGUUCAGAUCUCUUUCCACGGCGUGGCAUACGUGGACAUGGCGCCCCUGCUGUACCCCGGGGUCAAACGAAUCCGGGGGGCCUAUCACAUCCUACCGUUCAGUGAGAUAGACCUGUACACCAAGACGAAGCGACAAGGCAGCAUCCUUAAAGAGUACCUCCGGCAGGCAAGCCAAACGGGCAGGGGGACGGCGCCCACUGCCAUCGGCUCCUCACAGUUCAGAGGGGCCCCUGGCAAAAUCAGCAAGGAUGACAAGGGGCCAAAGGAUAAUGCCAAAAAGCUGUCUAUACAGCCGUUAGUUCAGAAGCCGCAGGGGUCGGACAGCGUGGUCGAGUUUGAAACUAUAGCACCGCCGAAUCCAGAAGGACAGAUGUACGCAGAGGCGGGUUCAUACAUCGUGAUUGAAGUCGCUCUGGAUAAACCUCUGGUGCGGAAGAGACCGCCAGAGGAACUCACCAAGAGGGUAGCAGAGCUGAUCCCUCCCAGGCCUGCUAUACCACGCCGCACAGCUGGGGCAGAGAAGGCGGUGAAGGAUUUCCAUGGGCAGGUAGCAAGUGUGGCAGGCCUGGUGCUGGAGCAGUACCAGGAGCUGUUCGGAGGGGCCCUGGCGCAGGGGGAGCUGCCCCUCGACCCCUCAGCACAGGAGGAGCGCAAGGCCAAGCUGCUGGGAGAGCUCAACUACUCAGGGAAGUACUUCGCCUUCAAGGAGCAGCUCAAGCACUCAGUGGUAAGGAUCGUGCGAGAGAAACUCCUCAAGACCACAACCUUCCCCAGCCAGGAGGAGCUGCAGGCCUUCCUGAGUCAGCUCUACAUCUUCCUGGUGGAUCAGAUGCACAUCUCACUGAACAAGACUUUGUCAGUGGAUGUUCCUGAGACGGAGACCCAGCCCUUCACAGACUGUGCUCAGCUCAAACACUUUGCCAGGGAGGCAGAGGUCAAUGAGGACUACGAGCUGGCUGCAAUGUACUACCAAGAGAGACUGGCGCGGGACCGCAGUAACCCCGAUCACUGGUUCGACUAUGGUGCGUUCUGCCUGCUCAUCUCUGAUCACGCCAAGGCAGAGGACUGCUUCCACCAUGCUGUGGCCAUUGACCAGCGACACCUGCACAGCCUGCUGCUCUGUGGAGUCCUGGCUGAGAUGCGAGGCUGCUUUGCGGACGCUGAGACUUUCUUUGAGAGCGGGACCUGUGUGGAGCCGAGCAGUGUCCUGGCCUGGACUAUGUUAGGGCUGUACAGUGAGGCGCAGGGGAAUGAGAUCCGGGCAGAGAUGGCGUUUCUGGAAGCUGCUAAAUGGAUGAAGGCGGAGGCAGGGGAGGGGAGCGUGACCCAGGCUGUGGGGGAGCCCCUUCCGAGCGAGGGCAAAUCCACACAGCUGCAGGAGGGGGCCACAGUGUCUGAGGAGGGGGUUCCAGUGACCGAGCGGGAGGAGAGAGACGUGGAGGUGGAAGCUGAGAGUGUGGUCAGUGAGGCUGAGCAGACAGCAGCAGUGUCACAGCCUGAGCCCGCUGUGCUGAAACCCUGCGAGAACGCCCCCGGUCACAACAACACUAUCUACAUGGAGGCAGCCAAGUUCCUGCUCCAGGCCAAUGCCCUACAGUUUGCCCAGCGAGCCCUGGCCCAGGACCUGCUGUCUCCAGAGGGAGGGACCAGCUGCUCCUAUUACUUGGCUCUAGCCAGGCUCCACCUCCAGAGGCGCGACUUCGACAGUGCAGACCAGAACCUACAGGAGGCACUGCAUGUCAAUCAGGAGAACCCGGACGUGUGGGCUCUCAUCGGGCACCUCCACUACAUGCGCAGGGACUUCCACGAGGCCAGGGAGUGCUACAGGCGCAACCUGGACUUUGUGACAGACGCCUCUGAGAUGCACCCUGUCUACCUGAGGCUGGGCACCAUCUAUCUGCAGGAGGACCAGUUUGAGAAGGCGAAACUCACCUUCCUGCGCGCCUGCAAAAACUCCCCCUCCUGCCUGUCCUGGCUGGGCCUCGGGACCGCCUGCUACAGGCUUGGGGAGCUGACGGAGGCAGAGGACGCUCUCGCGGAGGCGAACAUCCUGAACAACAGAAACCCAGAGGUGUGGGGCUACCUGUCCCUCGUGUGUCUCCAGACUGGCAGGCAGCUGGAAGCAGAACAGAGUUAUAAAUAUGCUGUCAAGUUAAAGCUGAAGAGCGAAGCUCUUCUGCAGGAGAUCCAUGCCCUGCAGCAGCGCGUCGGUUUUGGAAACCCUGCGUUCUGAACAGCCUCCUCUCCCUCCUGCUGCACUGCAGCGUUAUAUUUUAAGUGUUUCUGCCUGCAGCAGCAAGGACAGCUUCAUAUUUCUUUGUGCUUUUUUUUUUUUUUUU